AUGCCUGUUCAUGGGCUGGCGGAUACGUUGUUUAGACCACAAUGCGCUCGAGAGGCGCUGAAGCAGUGGUCGACUGUCUUGGGUGUUACUUUGACGAGGAGUUCUACGGGUGUGCCUUCUUUGGCGUAUACUCGGGAGAUCUAUGGAGAUGGGACGAAGCUUCAGGGGUUCCUUGGGACGGGUGUGGGACACGCUGCUCCUGGUAUUGAGGAGUUGAUGCUCAAGUCCUUUGGCCUCAUAGUAUAG
This is a messenger RNA of Cadophora gregata, 246 nucleotides long. It is a transcript of the gene FAE1, whose product is annotated as Feruloyl esterase B. The coding region runs from base 1 to 246 and encodes 81 amino acids. The transcript has a single exon. Lineage: Eukaryota; Fungi; Ascomycota; Leotiomycetes; Helotiales; Ploettnerulaceae. The record is from RefSeq and is a predicted model, not a curated record.